AUGAGAUUCACUCUCGUCAACUACUUCUCCCUCCCCAGUGUUUUCUUUCAGCCUAUCUCCGAGAAUCCACUGCUUGGCCCCUCUUCUUCCACGCUAGAUAAAGUUGGGGCACUUCGAAGGGCAUUUUUGGCUCAGAACCCCCUAAAUUGGCGUUUCUUUGUUUGCCCCUGGUUACAUGCUGGGAUCAUACAUUUUGCAAUCAAUAUCAGCUGUACGAUCUUCAUUGGCAUCCACUUAGAGAGAGACUAUGGAGCUUUGAGAAUUGGGGUUAUCUACCUGCUUUCUGCAUUUUCUGGUAGCUUGAUAUGUUCACUUUUUGUUAGAAGUAAUCCUGUGGUUACUUCCUCUGGUGCGUUGUUUGGUUUACUUGGAACGAUGCUUUCGGGGCUAAUCCGGAACUGGAAUGUUUACUCGAGCAAGUGUGCAGCUCUAGCAACUCUUUUUACAGUUAUGGUGAUGAAUUUCCUCCUUGGUUUGCUACCUUAUAUUGACAAUUUCGCGAACAUCGGAGCCUUUGUAUCUGGACUUCUACUUGGGUUUAUGCUUCUACUUACCCCACAGGUUAGGCAAAUGUCUAAAAACAAAUCAGGGUUAUUUGAAUAUGGUGUCAAUCGUGCCAAAAGUAGCAUUAAAGUAGAGCAGAAGAUGGGGCUCGACAGGCUGAUUCUGAGGAGCACUUCUCUUGUACUGUUUGUUCUUCUACUUUCUGGAUGCCUUGUAGCAGUAUUCCUAGGCAUUGAUGUGAAUCAGUAUUGUGGAUGGUGUAGAUUCAUUGACUGUAUCCCUUCCAAAAGGUGGAGCUGCAAUGAUGGACCAAAGACAUGUGAGAUCAUGAAGAGCAGCUCUGAGAUGACAUUGACUUGUUUGUAUAAUGGCAACACCAGGGUGUUUCCUUUCACCAACGUUUCACAGGCCAGGAUGAAUGACUUGUGCGCUAUGAUAUGCUGAUGAUGCACUCAAACUUGGAUUCGGUUGAGGCGAAUGACCGAAUCGGUCAACACGACACAUGGCUUGAAUGUAGAGUGCAUUUCCCAGACAUGGUCAUUAGUGUCAAAGCAUGACCAAACUAUUAGAGAUGGAAACAUGAAACUGCGAUUGCA
Messenger RNA from Hibiscus syriacus, 1100 nucleotides. RefSeq names its product RHOMBOID-like protein 8. Gene Ontology annotation, molecular function: serine-type endopeptidase activity. Gene Ontology annotation, cellular component: membrane. The record is from RefSeq and is a predicted model, not a curated record. NCBI's taxonomy places the organism in Eukaryota, Viridiplantae, Streptophyta, Magnoliopsida, Malvales, Malvaceae. Gene Ontology annotation, biological process: proteolysis. The coding region runs from base 1 to 948 and encodes 315 amino acids. The transcript is spliced from 7 exons.